CGGACUAAACGACACCAGCCAGCGUGUGCUUUUUUCCUCUUUUGUCACACUUCUCCGUUUUAAAAAGUUUAAAAAUGUUUUUCAGCACUGACACGGCGUUUAAAAUAAGCGGAAACCAAACAGCAUGUUUACGGUUUAUAACACGUGUAAUUCCGACACUUGUUUUGUUCUUUAGUCGUUAGACGAGACAGCUCGUGCUGUGCGCUUAUUUAUCGCACCGUUAUGAGUGACGUGUAACUACAACCAUUAGACACAAAACGAUAGAAAUAAACAAUGAUUUGGGCGAAUUGUUACGUUUUAUGAGAUUAUUUGUUUAGUGUUGCAUCGGCCUUGAAAGACAUCACCCCGACGACUGAAAUCAUGUUAUUUAAAGUCGUUGGUUAUUCAUGAUGAAGAGAAACAAAAAGACUAUUGAAAUGCGAAAUGGUACACGGGAUUUUAACGCGUAGAUGACGCCGUCCUACACAACACUGGUGGUGUCGGUGAAUUAUAUGUGAAGAUAUUACAAUCUGCCUCGGUGUGACACUGAAAGGCACAAAGAUGAUGUACUCUUCACGCAGAAAACCAGUGCUGUAUUUUAAAGAGGAUCGAAGUUUUCUAUCGAGGAAAUGCACGAUCUGGAAACUCUUUGGGCUCUGCAUACUGUUUGUUUUGGUGUCUCUUCUAUGGGUGCAGCUGACUUGUUCGGGAGACAUGAAUCAGGUUUCUGGGUACAGCCACGUACCUCACCAGCCCUGUCCUGUAGAGAGACAAGCCUCGUCUGUUGAUGACCCCUCCUGGGGCCCGCACAAAAUGGCCCUCAUCGUUCCAUUCCGAGAACGCUUCGAAGAGAUACUUAUAUUUGUCCCAUACAUGCACGCUUUCCUCAAUAAAAAGAAAAUACGGCACAGGAUAUUUAUUAUAAACCAAGUGGAUCACUUUCGAUUUAAUCGAGCUUCACUUAUUAAUGUUGGCCACAUGGAGAGUGGCAAUGACACGGACUACAUUGCAAUGCAUGAUGUGGAUUUGUUGCCUCAAAAUGAGGAUCUAGAUUAUGGAUUUCCAGAGGAGGGACCUUUUCAUGUGGCCUCACCUGAGCUUCAUCCUUUAUAUCAUUAUAAGACUUAUGUGGGUGGGAUCUUGCUGCUCACCAAGAAACAUUAUCAGAUGUGCAAUGGAAUGUCAAAUCGCUUCUGGGGAUGGGGAAGAGAAGACGACGAAUUCUUCAGAAGACUAAAAACAGCUGACCUUCAGCUUUUUAGGCCAAAGGGUAUUACUACAGGAACUAAAACAUUCCAGCACAUCCAUGAUCCGGCCUGGAGGAAGAGAGAUCAGAAAAGAAUCGCUGCACAAAAGCAGGAGCAGUUCAAGAUAGACCCAGAAGGGGGCCUAUCUAACCUCCGCUACAAGGUGGAGUCCAGACAGGAACUGACUAUCAGUGGAGCUCCCUGUACUGUCAUCAGCACCUCUCUCCAGUGUGAUCUCAACCAGACUCCAUGGUGCCAGUUCAGCUGAUAUGAUUAAGCAGAACCUGUACAGCUACAGCUACAAUGGUGCCAAGUAUCUGUCUAUGGUGACAGCAAACCAUUUACUGACAGUGCCAGUCCCACUUGACAAAUCUUCUUGAUCAUCUAACCAAAAGGACUUGAAUUGUUGACUCUUUGGGGAAAUGAGCUUUUAUUUUUAUAGAACAGUGUUAUUUACUUCAUCCGUAAUGAUGUGCUGGCAGCACAACUCAUCUCAUUUUUGAACUGAACUUUUGACCCAUGUCAGGUUCUGCACUUAAUUUGCAUCUGCAACAUUGCAAAUAUGAGCAUCCAAAUGUCAUAUUUUCAAUGUUGAGUUUUAUAAUAUUUUAGUUGUAAUGUUUGGCCUGUUUUGAACUUUUUCCUCAUAGUGCAAUUGUAAGUGUUUGCUCAGUCUUAACAGCAGAAAUCUUUUUUUUUGCUUGAAUUAAGAAUCUUCAGCAUUAUUCCUAGGAUAUGUGUCUUCAAAAAUACAAUAUUAUAUGACAAAUGGGUUUAAGGGUACUUUGUAUUUGCACAUUGUUCAGUAUUUAUAUAUAAAAAGAAUUUACUCAGUUUUUACUUGUUGUAAUUCAGAAUGCAUGGAAUGCGGUUACAUCUUACAUUGACAGGACUGUAAGGACCUUUUUAACUGGAAGCAUGAAGCUGUGUCCAAAAACUAAAUCUUUUAGUGAAACGGUAAUAAAAUUCUGACACCAAUGCCUGAACAAACUGUACAUCAUUACUCUGUCCGAACUAUAAUCUGGAGAUGUAAACUAUGUAAGGAAUAAUUGACGACGGGCCAUUGAACGGACCGGAGUCAAUAUUACGCUUAUACCAAGGUUACCACACCACAGGGCAUUGUUAAAAUGUUUAAUUUCAAUAUUUGUCAUGUUGUCGUCUUUAAAAUGCCGUUGAUGGUAGGACUACUUUCUCAUUUACGUUACAGCGAACGGAAGCUUGAGCCGUGUGUGUGCGUGCGUGUGUGAGAGUAUGAGAGUGCGUGUGUGUGUGUUCGUGUUUUUAUAUCCCGGUGGGGACCUAAACCUGAAUGCACACCAACACAUGGGGACUCGUGUCACCGUGGGGACCAAAAUAAUUGAGGUCCUCAUGGGCAAAAAAGCUUAUAAAUUGUACAGAACAAUAUUUUUUAAAAAUCUAAAAAUGCAAAAAGUUUUCUAUGCUCUUUAGGUUUAGGGGUAGGGUUAGGGAUAGAAUAUACAGUUUGACCGGUUUGAGUUGUAGACCAGCGGUGUGAGGACAAGAAGAGUAAAGUGAGGACAUUUUGGCCGGUCCUCACUUCCAGAGACCCCUUUAAGGCUGUUUGAGGGUGAAGACUUGGUUUUAGGGUUUAGGUUAUAAUUAGGGUUUAGGUUAUAAUUAGGUUUAGGGUAAGGGUUAGGGUCAGGCAUGUAGUUCUGAUGGUUCGGGUUAGGGUAACGGGCUAGAGAUUGCAUUGCGUCAAUGUAUGUCCCCAUAAAGAUAGCUGCGCAAACGUGUGUGUGUGUGCGCGCGUGUGAGUGAGUGAGAGGGUGUGAGAGAAAGAGAGAGAGAAAGCGAAAGCCAGUGAUAAUAAAUUACUUUUUCAAAUAGGGUCAGAAAUGUUUGGAUUGUUUUUUCCUUUAAUAAAUAAAACCAUCAUUUAAAAACUGCAUUUUGUAUUUAC
Molecule: messenger RNA, 3150 nt
Organism: Triplophysa rosa
Lineage: Eukaryota; Metazoa; Chordata; Actinopteri; Cypriniformes; Nemacheilidae
Gene: b4galt7
Product: xylosylprotein beta 1,4-galactosyltransferase, polypeptide 7 (galactosyltransferase I)
Exons: 6
Coding region: 541-1494 (317 amino acids)
Biological process (GO): carbohydrate metabolic process; proteoglycan biosynthetic process
Molecular function (GO): xylosylprotein 4-beta-galactosyltransferase activity
Source: RefSeq, a predicted model, not a curated record